CGCACUCACAUACACAUGGACACACACAUGCACAUAGGCACACACAGACACGCACACACACAAAUGCACACAGAUUUCCAGGACCCUGGUUUUCCUCCUGUGACUUUCUCGGGGCCGGGCUGUCACUCUCCAGGAGCAGCCCCACCCUGGGGUGGCCCCACCCUCUCCUGGGACCUGUCAUAACCCGGUUCCGGGGAGCCUGGCUGCACAGUCCCAGCCGCCUUCCCCAGGCAGUGGAACCCUCGGACUCCUGAGCUUCAGGAUGGUUCAUGCUAAGAGGUGGACCCUGAAGAAGCACUUUGUUGGCAGUCCUACUAAUAGUGACUUUGAGUUGAAGACAGCUGAGCUCCCACCCUUAAAAAAUGGAGAGGUCCUGCUUGAAGCUUUGUUCCUCACCGUGGAUCCUUACAUGAGAGUGGCAGCCAAAAGAUUGAAGGAAGGUGAUACAAUGAUGGGGCAGCAAGUGGCCAGGAUUGUGGAAAGUAAAAAUGCAGACUUACCAACAGGAACUGUUGUACUGGCUUCCUCAGGCUGGACAACGCACUCCAUUUCUGAUGGGAAAGAUCUGGAAAAGCUGCCAACAGAGUGGCCAGACACAAUACCACUGUCUUUGGCUCUGGGGACAGUUGGCAUGACAGGCCUGACUGCCUACUUUGGCCUACUUGACAUCUGUCAUGUGAAGGGUGGAGAAACAGUGAUGGUUAAUGCAGCAUCUGGAGCUGUGGGCUCUGUUGUGGGGCAGAUUGCAAAGCUCAAGGGUUGCAAAGUUGUUGGAGCAGUAGGGUCUGAUGAAAAGGUUGCCUACCUUCAAGAGCUUGGAUUUGAUGUUGUCUUUAACUACAAGACAGUAGAGUCUUUGGAAGAAACCUUGAAGAAAGCCUCUCCUGAUGGUUAUGAUUGUUAUUUUGAUAAUGUAGGUGGAGAGUUUUCAAACACUGUUAUCUCACAGAUGAAGAAAUAUGGAAGAAUUGCCCUAUGUGGAGCCAUCUCUACAUAUAACAGGACCGGCCCACUUCCCCCAGGCCCACCCCCAGAGAUCAUUAUCUAUCAGGAGCUCCGCAUGGAAGGGUUCAUUGUCCACCGCUGGCAAGGAGAUGCCCGCCAAAAAGCUCUGAAGGACUUGCUGAAAUGGGUCUCAGAGGGUAAAAUCCAAUGCAAGGAAUAUAUCAUUAAAGGAUUUGAAAAUAUGCCAGCUGCAUUUAUGGGAAUGCUGAAAGGAGAUAAUUUCGGGAAAACAAUAGUGAAAGCAUGAAAAAAAAGGACACAUGGAAUCUGGAGGCCACUUAGAUGAUUACUGAAUUUGUUUUUCACCAUUUAGCAAAAAUGUAUACUACCUUAAAUGUCUAAGAAAUAGUACUUGUAAUGAGUUUGACCUGCUUAAUAAAAUACAUUUAAGUGGUA
Molecule: messenger RNA, 1401 nt
Organism: Cebus imitator (Panamanian white-faced capuchin)
Lineage: Eukaryota; Metazoa; Chordata; Mammalia; Primates; Cebidae
Gene: PTGR1
Product: prostaglandin reductase 1
Exons: 10
Coding region: 263-1252 (329 amino acids)
Biological process (GO): prostaglandin metabolic process
Cellular component (GO): cytoplasm
Molecular function (GO): 15-oxoprostaglandin 13-reductase [NAD(P)+] activity; 2-alkenal reductase [NAD(P)H] activity
Source: RefSeq, a predicted model, not a curated record